Molecule: messenger RNA, 343 nt
Organism: Prorocentrum cordatum
Lineage: Eukaryota; Dinophyceae; Prorocentrales; Prorocentraceae
Source: the annotation of a GenBank genome assembly
AUGGGUGUGCCUGUGCUCAUGUUCUGCUUGCGUUCCCACGACUACAGGGGGAUCAUCGAUAACAUCCCUUCCGCUUUCCCCUCCGCUCCCUUCCCGUCCCUCGCCUUCGCCUACCACCAGGUGUUGUCUUUUUUGUUUAGCUGUUACUCCGCUUCUCGGCGUCCUGGCGCGUGCCAAGAAGGACUCGUCGCGCAGCAGAACGACCCUCGCGUACCGAAGAACAUCCAGCCGUACCAGCCGCAGCCCAAGACGAGCUCCCAGGCGACGCCGCAGUGGUCGCAGAUGCCCGCGGGGCCAGGCGGCCCGGUCGUGGCUCCUUACCAGCCGAUGUCCGGGCCGACAG